CAUACUUUUAUAUAUUAAGGAUCCAGUGGAAACGAAACGACGUGACCCAUUUCCCUUCAAAUUUGUUAACCUCUUUUUACUUUCUUUUAAACGUUGAAAUCUGGGAACGAGUAAAUUCAAAGGAUGAGGUCUGGUCCCUACCUCAAGUUUAUUUAAACGUAUUGCAUUGUUGGUUACAGACUAAUGUCAAAGCAAAAGUGUGUACGUGACCGUGCGUGACCUGCAUAAGGUUGCGUUUUUGUUUUGAUUGUGCAUCUUGUUUCUCAAUUUUAUGAGAAGAUGAGCUGAAAUGGCCUCGUCAAAAGACACCGGAAGAAGUCUGCGUGUGAAGGCGAGGCGGCACUACAAUGAAGGAGAACACCAAGAUGAUGAGAUUGAAGGGAAAAGAACCUGGAAUCUGGAAAGGAAAAUCAAUGAUGAAAAGUUCACCACCAAAUGGGUCAAAAUUAUGAAUGGACAAGAUUUUACCAUCAAGUUUUUGCAAGAAGGGGGAUUUGAUACCCCCAUGCUGUUUAAGAGUACCGAAGGCCUUGGCAUGAAGGUACCAGGCAAGGAUUUCACAGUCAAUGACGUCAAGCUGCAUGUUGGGAGUCGGCGACAGGUAGACGUAAUGGAUGUCAACACCCAGAAGGGAGUGGAGAUGAGCAUGGCCCAGUUUGCCAAGUACUAUGAGAGCAAGGAGCGGGACCAGCUCUACAACGUCAUUAGUCUAGAGUUCAGCCACACCAAGCUAGAGGAGUUUGUCCAGGCGCCCAGUAUCGUGCGUCAAAUGGACUGGGUGGACAUUGUCUGGCCACAGCACCUUAAGAAGGAUCAGCGUGACAGCACCAACACUCUAGCUGAGAUGAAAUAUCCCAAAGUGCAAAAGUAUUGCUUGAUGAGUGUGGCAGGGUGCUACACGGAUUUCCACAUUGAUUUUGGUGGCACCUCAGUCUGGUACCACAUCCUUCAUGGUCAGAAGGUGUUUUGGUUGAUUCCACCGAGCGAGGACAACCUAGAACUGUACGAGAACUGGGUCCUGUCUGGCAAGCAGGCCGACAUCUUCCUCGGGGACAGGGUCCGAGAAUGCACCAAGAUUGUCCUGGAGGCUGGCUACACCUUCAUGAUACCCAGCGGUUGGAUACAUGCCGUGUACACACCAGAGGACUCGUUAGUAUUUGGUGGUAACAUCCUGCACAGCUUCCACAUACACCGCCAACUACGAGUAGCCCAGAUUGAGGACAGAACACAUGUGCCAUUCAAAUUUCGCUACCCUUUCUUCUGGGAGAUGAACUGGUAUGCCCUGGAGCGUUACGUUCAUACCCUGACGGGCAAAUCAUUUCUUGCAAAGCCCAAGGCAGAACAGUCCAUGGUUCCUCCUGUCCCGGACAACUCAGAUGAAGGAACAAAUGAUUCGAUGGAUGUGGAGAGUGAAGUAAAGGCCGAGGAUACGGCAGAGGACAUGGAGGUGGAUAAGAAAUUCCAGAUCAAAAAGGAGCAGAGCGACGACGAUGCAUACUCGGAUGUGGGUGGCAAGGACAGUGAGAUUGCAUCCUUGACGGAGGAGACGGGAGAUUUGGAUGUUGCCUCCCCAGCUGACACAGACAAAACGGAGGAGAUGGACUUAGAGAAGAUUGAGAGAACUGAGCCCGAGAACAUUGAGGAUCAAAAUGACGGCAGGCAGAGCAUGUGCAAAGUAUCAGUGGAUAUCCACCAAAGCGGUGGCAGCAGUGGGAUGCUGACCAACGGGGACCACCAUCCAGUCGCAAAGAGCUCUUCCAAGAACCGCGCCUCUAGCAUGAACGGUCUGAAAAUAAAAUCUGAACCUCCAGACAGGGACCUCCCUGAUGAAAACCAGAGUGAAGCAGAUGGAUCGGAACACUCGUUUAAGCCAACAGUGAAGACAGAGUCAGAACAGCCUGAAUUUAAAGUAGAGCCUGACGAAGAGGAAGGCACAUCAACUGAGAGGCCAAUGCGACCGCACGUCAGCUUGUGCCGGCAUGAGUUGAUAGGUCUGAGAGUUCUACAUCAUCAGUUGGAGAAUCUGCCUUCCAACAAGAGGAGUGUUCCAGAGCUCAUCACAGACCCUGACUCUCUGCUACAGCAUGCAAAGGAGAUGCUAGCUGAACAUCUGGAUGACUCCCAGCCGCUGGCUGUCACAGGAGAGGCAGUCCUGAAAUGCCCAAAGUCUGUCCAAGCCAGAGUACAUAAAACCCCGAAGCACAAGCUGUCCUGCGGCAUGCGACCCGUCUCCAAGCGCCUGUCUAACGGGAUCCGGCGCCGCCGGACGCGCUGCCGCAAAUGCGAGAACUGCCUGAGCCAGGACUGCCGGAACUGCCACUUCUGCAGGGACAUGAAGAAGUAUGGGGGGCCCGGGCGGAUGAAGCAGUCCUGCGUGGCCAGACAGUGCCUCUAUCCAAUGUUGCCCCAUAAUGCCGUGUGUGCCAUCUGCACCCGAGAGGAGCGGCUGGGGUCGUCGGGGGUCAAAGGGGACUCGGAGGUUAGCUCCCUCAUGGAGUGCCACCAGUGCUAUGAGAUUGUGCACCCCGACUGCCUUGCCAAGCAGUUGAUGUCGGAGUACGAGGGCGUGAUCAAUGAAGACCUGGCCAACAGCUGGCAGUGCCCCAAAUGUGUGGCCAAGAAAGAGACCCAGGGUGAAGAUAAUGAAGAGUCAAAUCAGAAUGAGAAACCGGUAAAAAGGAAGAACGAGGAGCCUAAUAUUGAAGAUAAGCCCCUUGAGAAACCAAAGAGGGGUCGGCCACCGCUGCACAGGGCAGAGGUCAAGUCGAGCAGUCGGCUGGGCAUGAGCAGAGGGCUUGGUGGGUAUGGCAGCACCAUGGGCUUCUACAAACCGGGUCUGGGUACCAGACAGCAGCUACUGGCAAAGCAGAAAGUCCGGCAGGCCAGAAUGCAGAGUCUUCGUGGAAAGCAGCGACGUUUUAGCCGAGACAACAGGGAGUCCGUCAACCAGAACUCUCCAACGGAGACAUCGGUAGCACAAGAGAACACACCAAAUGAUGGCGACCCCACGGAUAAACAGCAGGAGACUGUUUACAUGCAGAAAAAAACGCCUACCGUUUUCCCCAAGUUUGUGGUCCGCCCCCUCCCGACCACCCAGCCCCCAGAGUACUUUGCUCUGACAAGCGGGAGCAACCACUGCCUCUCAAGGGGCACCUGGAUGAGAGUCUUUCGCACGCUGAGUCAAAGUGACCUGUGUCGUUGCCUGCGCGUCUGUAAGACCUGGAACUGGUGGUGUUAUGAAUCUUCCCUCUGGCAUAGCGUCAGUGUCUCCAAGAUGUCUUUGGAUAAGUACAUCCUGGCAGGAGUCGUGCGUCGACAGCCAGUCUGCCUGGAUCUGAGCGGCUCGGACAUGACCAAAGUGCAGCUAACCUGGUUAGUGGCUCGCCUGCCCUCCUUGAAGGAGCUCCGCCUGGCCCAGGUGAAGCUCCAGGCCACCGAGGCCCUCUGCUCGGCCAGCUGUCCACAGCUGCGUCUGCUGGACCUCCAGUGGGUCAGCUUGUGCGACGGUCACCUGGCGGCCUUGCUUUCACCGAUCAAGGAUCACCACCCAGGACUUGUGGACGAUCGCAGCAAGCUGCGAAAGCUGCAGGAUCUGCAGUUGGCCGGUAGCGACAUCACCGAUUUGAGCAUGGAGGUCUUGGUAGAGCAGACACCAUUACUUGCCAAGCUGGACUUAAGCUACUGUGGGCUGAUAACCAGUCAGGGGAUUGCUACUUUGCUGUCAGAAGACUCCCCACUGAUUAACACUCUCACAGAUCUGAAUGUCUCUGGAUGCCACAAGCUGUUAGACACCUGUUUAGUUAGCCUAUCCCGUUGCAGCAAAUUAAAGAGGGUGAUUGCGUGCUCCAUCCCUAGACUCACCAAGACACAGUGGACAGACUGGGCUGUCAACAACCAGGUCAAGCUUGAACUGUAAAAGGACUGAGGCAAGUCUAGUAUUUGAAUCCAACGUCAAGACUGUAUGUCUGUAUUUGAAACCGAGUGCGAGUUUGGAGUCACUUCAAGCUUUUUUUCUUUCCUCCCGAUGUCCACAAGCAAGUUUUAAAGUAAUGGCACCAAUGGUCAGUAAAUAUGAAGUACAGCGGCAUUAUAAGCUGGAAGAAAAGGAUCAGGGUAAAGCAGUGGACGGCAUGUAUGUAGUUUGUAUAGUUGGAUGUAUUUGUUCUGACUGCUGGUUCUGAUGUCAACGCUGAUGUCAUUUUCUCACCCUCCCCAACGUACCCCCCCUCCCCCAAAAAUGGAAAAACCUUUAUUUUGAUUUUUCUGUGCAUGACUCAAUCCCACCUGCUGGAGUCAAACAUAAGAAAGAACACUGGUGGGGGAUUCAUUCAUCUUGGGGUGGGGGGGGCAGGCUAGGAGAGGCAGAAAAACUCUCAUGCUGCUGUCUGGAGUCAGUCUGAAUGGCAUCUUUAAGAUGCAAGACUUCCAUCUUCAAAACUCCUUAGGUGGAAAUUAUAAAUCACAGCAACAAUCACGGCAAACAUUUUUGAAAUACACCUGUUUAUUGAAUAAACGGUUGGUUUUCUUGGCAGAAUAAUUUCACCUAAGCUUUCACAAAAUUGGCUGUUUUAACGGGUAUAAAAUUAAAUUCCUUAGAAGUGCAUAGAUCUUUAAAAAUUUGCAUAGUACAUAUUCAUUUUUUCAAUCAAGUCACUCAUUAAAUCUGGUUAUGAAAGAACUGGUAUCAAAAUUUAUACAAAAAGUCUGGAUAGACACAAGAAAAGUGAUUACCACAAGAUCCUUUUUAUGACUAAGUUCUCUCUUCUAAUGUUUAUUAUUUAAAAUCACCCCUCUAAUCCCUCUUACAAAAUAUUUUUGACAAACAUACCUUCACAGUUUCUUUAUAAACACUUUAGAAAUCAUUUAUCCUCAAUAGAGAUCACAAUCUCAAAGGCCAAACUUACGAUGGAAAUAAAAAUCAGAUAAUUCAAUAAAAAGUGCUGCAGAAAAGAGUUUAUUAAAACAGGAAGUCGAAAUUUGUCUUUGACAAACCUGAUUAAGCAUGUUAUAUUUCAGUUCCUCCAAUAAGAUCUGAGAAAGUACUGUUAAGUUGCUGAAAUUCUUUACAGUCUGGAAUACCUGGAUUGCGUUGUGCAUUGCUGAUGUACAUUCAAAAUGAAACACAAAAACCACAACUAGUGCAUGUGGAGUGAUGCUUUU
Messenger RNA from Acanthaster planci (crown-of-thorns starfish), 5160 nucleotides. RefSeq names its product lysine-specific demethylase 2A-like. Gene Ontology annotation, molecular function: DNA binding; zinc ion binding. Lineage: Eukaryota; Metazoa; Echinodermata; Asteroidea; Valvatida; Acanthasteridae. The record is from RefSeq and is a predicted model, not a curated record.